GGUGGACAUGGUUGUGGACACUGUAUGGCCGGUACGGUAAAUGCACAUCCAGCAGAGAAUAUGGUUGAUGGUAAUACGAGUUGGUGGCAAUCUCCACCUCUUUCCAGAGGAAUGGAAUUCAAUCACGUCAAUAUCACCAUAGAUCUUGAACAGGAGUUUCAUGUGGCUUAUGUUUGGAUUCAAAUGGCAAACAGUCCUAAACCAGGAACAUGGAUUUUGGAGAGAUCGACCGAUUAUGGAAAAACAUUCCAACCGUGGUAUUACUUCGCUGAAACUCCCGCUGAGUGCAUGAGGCAAUUCGGCAUGGAAUCCCUGUCACCAAUAUCUGAAGACGAUCGGGUGAUAUGCCGAUCCGAUCUUGCCGGGAUCCAUCCUUUAGAAAAUGCUGAGAUGGUCAUCAAGAUCUUGGAACACCGUCCUAGUCGUUUCAAGUUUGCCUCGUCGGAAGCUCUGCAGAACUUUACCAGAGCUACAAAUGUCAGGAUCCGAUUGUUGGGCACAAGAAAUUUACAAGGUCAUCUGAUGCAUUUGAACGAUAGAACGGAUCCAACCGUGACUAGAAGGUACUUCUACUCGAUCAAGGAGAUCCUUAUGGGCGGGCGAUGUGUCUGCAAUGGGCACGCCGGCACCUGUGAUAUUCUGGACCCAAGAAGACCCCGGGCCCUCCUCUGCAGGUUUCCGCCCAAUUCUUCUGAAAAGGGAGAAUGCAGAAUUCUAUUUUUUAGAUGCGAACACAACACCUGCGGUGACAUGUGCGAACGGUGUUGCCCAGGCUUUGAGCAGAAGAAAUGGCAACCUACGACCGCGCACAACAAUUUUACAUGUGAACCUUGCAACUGUUUUGGACGGUCGGAUGAGUGUAUAUAUGACGAAGAUGUAUUUGUAAAUCGCCUUUCUUUGGACAUUCAUGGAAACUACGAAGGUGGUGGACGUUGCCUGAAUUGUAGAGAUCAUACCGAAGGAGUGAACUGUAACAAAUGCGUAUUUGGCUACUACCGCCCAGCCGGUGUUAAUUGGAAUGACACAAUGCCCUGCAGGCCCUGUUCUUGCGAUCCCAGAAAGCAUACGGAAGAGUGCGAGGAAGAGACUGGGAAAUGCUUUUGUCAGCCUAGGUUUGAAGGAGAAAAUUGCGACAAAUGCGCUAAAGGGUAUUAUGACCCUCCAGAGUGCAAGAAAUGUGAAUGCGCUGUUAAUGGAACAGUUGGCGAUAUUUGCCUGCCUGAGGAUGGUCAAUGCCCAUGCAAGCCCGGUUUUGGAGGGACAUUCUGUGAGACAUGCGAACCUGGAUUCACCAAUGUGACCGCCGGAUGCAAGGAAUGCGUUUGCGAUGAAACUGGUUCCGCCCACUCAAACUGCUCCGCUACAAGUGGACAAUGUGUAUGCAAGCCGUCGUUUAGUGGACUUAUGUGCGAUCAGUGCCAAGCCGGUUUCUAUGGAUUCCCCAACUGCACAUUUUGUAAUUGCGACCCGCUCGGAACAGAAGGUGGCGUAUGCGAUCCUCACUCAGGUCAAUGUAUGUGCAAGGAUGGAUUCUAUGGAGAGAAAUGUGACCAGUGUGAUAUUGGAUUUUAUGGAUAUCCGAACUGCAAGGAGUGCAACUGUGUGGGUGCUGGUGCAAAAGCAAUGGAAUGCGACGCGGCUACAGGUCAAUGUCCAUGCUAUGCGAAUUUUACUGCUAGAACUUGUGACAAAUGCGCUGUUGGAUUCUAUGAUUAUCCUAAUUGCAAGGCCUGCAGUUGUCUCAUCGAAGGAGCGAAAGGCCAAGCAUGUGACAAUAAGGGAAAUUGUUAUUGCAAAAAGAAUUUUGAGGGAGAAAGAUGUGAGCGUUGUAAGCCCAAUUUCUAUAAUUUUCCCGCAUGCGAAGAAUGCAAUUGCCACCCGGCUGGUGUCACCUUGGAUUUUGCUGGUUGCGAUAAGGUGCGACCUGGUGAGUUAUGCUCAUGUAGGAAGAAUGUUGACGGCAGAAUCUGUGACCAUUGUAAGCCAACCUUCUGGGAUUUACAAUAUCACAAUCCUGACGGAUGUAUAGGUUAGUA
Messenger RNA from Strongylus vulgaris, 2036 nucleotides. The record is from the annotation of a GenBank genome assembly. Lineage: Eukaryota; Metazoa; Nematoda; Chromadorea; Rhabditida; Strongylidae.